This is a messenger RNA of Cuscuta epithymum, 2316 nucleotides long. The record is from the annotation of a GenBank genome assembly. Lineage: Eukaryota; Viridiplantae; Streptophyta; Magnoliopsida; Solanales; Convolvulaceae.
CGAAUUUCACAAAUCACAUUUCUAGCUUUAGUCUACUCUGUUUGCUGGAAAUGGAUCUGAUUCCGGGUCUUCCCAAUGAAGUUGGACUUGAAUGUCUGAAUAGGGUUCCGUUUGAUCACUUUCCAGUUGCUACAUCUGUGUGUAGAAAAUGGAAGGACGAGAUUAUGAAGGCAGAAUUCAGGAACCGCCGGAAAGCUUCGGGUCGGACCCGACCUGUCAUUGCCAUGGCCCAAGCGAUGGUUGUUGGUUCAAGAAGCGGGCUCUCUCCUCCGAUUUACCGGCUAACGCUUUUGGAUCCCGUCAAAGGGUGUUGGUCCGAUCUGCCGCCGAUACCGGAGAUGGUCGAAGGGCUGCCGGUGUUCAGCCGAGUAGUCGGGGUCGGGCCGGAGCUCGCAGUGAUGGGUGGGUGUGACCCGGAGAGUUUCCGGGUCCUGAAUUCAGUUUUCAUCUACAGCUUCUUAACGGGGACCUGGCGGCGCGGCAAGGAUAUGCCGGGCGAGCAACGGCUAUUCUUCGGGUGCGCGGCGUCGGAGAGGGACGGUGUCGUGGUGGUCGCCGGCGGGCACGACGACGGCAAGAACGCCUUAAAAUCAACUCUGUCGUAUGACGUGGCCUCCGAUGUGUGGGCGCCGUUGCCGGACAUGUCAAGCGGCCGCGACGAAUGCGCGUGCUUCUUUUACCGGGGGAAGUGCCACGUCACUGGAGGGUACCACGUGGAGACACAAGGACGGUUCGAACGGACCGUCGAGACGUUAGACGCCGUCGCCGGCCGUUGGUGCGCAAAUGACGGAAUGGCAGACGCGGCGAAAAGUACGUUUCCUUCCGUAGGUUUUGUGGAGAUCGGCGGGAGAAUAUUCACGAGCCGGGAUGGUGACGUGGUGGCUUUUGAUGACGUGACGAGCCAAGUCAUCGGGAGGGUCCCGCGUGAAGUUUCUAAUGUGUCGUUUGUGACAGGGUGGCAUGGGCAGCUGAUGGUGACCGGAAAUGCCAAGUACGGGGAACCUCAAAAGGCUUAUGUGUUUGAACUCAAGAGCGGGCUAUGGAACAAAAUAGAAGUCCCCAAUGAGUAUUCCGGUCAUAUUCAGUCUGGCUUUUGUCUUGACCUCUAAAUUUUAAUACCUCCGUUAUUAUUAUGGUUAUUAUUACGUGAUAGCAUAUGAUUUUUGUUUAAUGAUAGCACAAAAUUUAAUGAUUUAUGCAUACGAACAGAAUAUUUAUUAUUCUCUCCGUCCGUAGAUUAUGAUUAUGAAAAAAUAAACAUGACAAUUGCGUCUCCCUUCGUUUAGGGUUUUGAGUUUCUCCGCUUCGUCUCCUUCAACGAAUAGCCGCAAUCCAAGUGUGCAGGCGUCACCGGGCUUCAGGUCGAGGCCAAGGGCACUUCUUCUUUGAUCGAGCAGGAUCGUUUGAGUAGACACGGUUGAAGGACAUUGUUAAUCAGAUUUCUCCCUUCCGCCAUUCUGUGUGGUUCAAUUCGCAAUCGAUGAGGGCGGCUUCCAAGACACCGAAUGUGAACAAGGUGAGGCAGGAGAGCAGCGGCGAACAAGAGGGCUAAUCCGGAAGGGUAGAUGCUCCGUCGGAGAUGGCUGGGUCGUGGGCGCGAUGGAUGGGAGACGGGGCAAGAGGAAUAUACUCUGGUUGAUGCUUCAAUCCAUUCCGCAUUAACUAUCAUAGAGAUGAUUCGGCCUUCUCCUGAGCCACCACACACUGGAAUUGUUAGGGUGCAUCUGAAUUUCCACUAUUUUAUUUUCUUUUUUGUUAUUUUCUUUGAUCGUUCUGGUUUGUUGUCAUUUAUUUUAAUUUUGAUCAAACUCUUACAUUAGAUUUGGGCGAUGAAAGGUCUAUUUUAACCGUGUUAGGCUCAUUUAGACCCACUAUAGGAUCAUCGAGCCAUGUUGUUUUUUACAAGGCGAUUGGCUCUAAGUCUGGUUCGAGGGUCGGCGGUUGGAAGUGGUCCUUUUAUCUUGUUCCCCUGCUGAAUGUUGUGAUAUCAAUUUAAGCCGACUUUUUCUAAAAAAAAUGAUUUAUGCACAACUCAUCCCACAAAAAGUUAUUGACGUGAAAAAAAAGUACUGAGAACCAAAAAAGGGAAAAUUUACCACUAAAAUGUUGUCAUUUUCUCAAAAAUUAAAAUAGGAUCCUCUAUUUUAAAAAUGCCACUAAUAGAACAUUUUAUUUCUGAUUGGACAAAAAUAGCUUCACCUGGAGCACCGCUACCCCCAAGCGUCGGACCAUCACUUGCCACUCUCCGCCGGAAUCUGCCACGGCCAGGGCCGAUCCUAAGAAUUUUUUGGUUUGAGCCGAACGGUAAAAAAAGAC